This is a messenger RNA of Entrophospora sp. SA101, 300 nucleotides long. Lineage: Eukaryota; Fungi; Glomeromycota; Glomeromycetes; Entrophosporales; Entrophosporaceae. The record is from the annotation of a GenBank genome assembly.
AUGAAUAAUACCACAACAAUACUUCAAACUGCCAUUGGAAGGGUCAAUGUGGCAUUGAAUGUUGGGAAACAACCACCAGAAUCAAUGAUAGAUAAUGAUGAUACAGAUGAAGAAAAUAUUGAGGAAAAUAGCAUGUUCUCUAAUGAUAUAAAUGAAGUUUCAUUGAGCAAGCAAAGUAAAACAGAAUCCAAAUGGAAACUAAAGGAUGGUCAUUUAAUUGUUGAUGUUCUUAAUGCCAAGUUCACUGAGAUGGUGAAAUUAGCUUUAGAAAAAGACAAAAAAGAGCAACACAAUUUAUGA